GCAGACAAACCCAACCUCAACUUUGCCAGUGAUAAAAUGACUGUCCACUGCCCAGCAGCCUGCGCCAAGGAGGACUACACUGUGUACGGCACCUCAGUAUAUCGUGGGGAUUCCAACAUCUGUGCAGCGGCUAUCCACGCUGGAGUGGUUCUAAACGAGAACGGAGGAGACUGCACUCUGUUGAAAGCUGAAGGACAAGACUUCUACGCCGGUUCCACGAGGAAUGGCAUCACCUCAAGACAAUAUUCUGGAGACUACGAUGUGUCCUUCAGUUUUGCAGAUAGCGAGCUGAGGUGCUCAGGACUUGACUGGUAUGAGUUUGGAGAUUUCUGCUACAAACCUUUUGAAGACAAAAAGACGUGGCACGGUGCUCAGGACGCCUGCAGGGCCGAGGGCGCUGAGCUCGUAUCCAUCCUGUCGAUGACGGAGCAGACGUGGCUGGAGAGCUACUUGUACAUGGCCACCAGUGACGUGUGGACGGGUCUGAACGACCUGUUUAUCCCUGGUAUGUUCACGUGGUCUGAUGAACACAUCACCACCUUCACCUACUGGGCUCCAGGGGAACCCAACAACCACGACGGGUUCCACGAGGACUGUGUCGAGAUGUUGUACGAGACCGGCCGAUGGAACGAUGUCGCCUGUACAGAACUCAAUACCUACAUGUGCAAAGCUCCCAAAGCACAUUACCCAGCUCCCUCCGUGAAACCCACUGUUUAUGGAUGUCCUCAGGGCUGGGAUGCGUACGGCUACGGCUGCUACUGGAUGGAAGAGACGGCCAGGACCUGGUCUGAGGCUCAAGAGUUCUGUAAAGGGCAGAAAGGCUUCCUGCUGCACAUCGGAGACAUCUAUGAGCAGGCGCAUUUCACAGUGGUGAUGUCAGGAAAGACCGGUUUGUGGUGGAUUGGCCUGCGUGCUCGCGGGGGGGUCGGCGGAGGGGUGGACUACAUCUGGGACAACGGCUCUCCUUUCACCUUCAGUCACUGGGACAGAGACCAGCCAGAUAGCGGGGAUGGCACUUGUGUGGCUAUGACGUCGGGUUCGGCCGGUGCUUUCUGGGAUGACAAGCAGUGCACAGAGAAAUACAACUUCAUCUGUGAGACACCCAGACCCGAUAUCCACCCACCCACGAAGGCCCCGACUCCUCCUCCUUCACACGGCUGUGCUGACGGCUGGUCGGCGCUGCCCCACUUCAGGAGCUGUUACAAGCUCUUCCAUAAAGUGGACUGGUCCCAGAAGAAGAGCUGGGCAGGAGCACAUGAGGACUGUGUCGCCAGAGGAGCCAAUCUGGUCAGCAUCCACAAUCAGGAGGAGGAAGAUUUCCUGAGUCUGUACACCAAAGCCAGCAGCAAGUGGAUCGGCCUCAAGCACAACCCGACUGAAGGAGGAUAUUCUUGGAGUGACGGCACACCUCUGUCUCACACCAACUGGGGCUACGGGGAGCCGAACAACCACGAAGGCCGCGAGGAGUGUGUGGAGAUGGUGAGCAGCACCAACGGCACCGUGUCCUGGUGGAACGACCUCAACUGUGACGCUCAUCUGGACUGGAUCUGCAAGAUCGCUAAAGGAAAGGACCCCAUCCAGCCACCAGAACCCCCACCUCCUAUCCCAGCUCCGGAUUGUGGCACCAACCCCGGCUGGAGGAAGAACAACAACAUCUGCUACUACUACAAUGACACCAGCGUGGUCGACUUCUACCAGGCUUUGAUGGCCUGUUACGCAGAGAAGGCGCUGCUCGCGUCCAUCCACGACAAAAACGAACAGGCGUACGUUAAUAGCAUGGUGGGGACGGGGAAGGUUUCUGCAGCCUGGAUUGGAAUGAUGAUGUUUGGGAUAGCAAAUGGACAAUACAUGUGGGUCGACGGCUCCCCUGUGACGUUCACUCAGUGGAAUCCAGGUGAACCCAACAAUGCCAACGGGGAGGAGCAGUGUGUUCAGAUGAACAGACAUCACGGUGGAUGGAACGAUGCCAACUGUGGUCGGGCCGGAGCAGGUUUCGUAUGUAAGAAGCUUCCCGGAGAUGUCCACACUCCUCCUCCACCCACACAGCCCUGGGAGGGCAACUGUCCUGAGGGCUGGUUGCGCUUUGGGAGUAAGUGCUUCAUGUUCAGAGGGAAAAAAGAUGAUAUUCAGGCCAACUGGUCUUAUGCUCGGAGCUGGUGCAAAGAGCAAGGAGGCGACCUGGCAGUUAUUGAUACCCAGUAUGAGAACGACUUUGUGGCUAGUCACCUGAAGGACCUGCAUCACCCCACAUGGAUCGGCCUGUCAGAUCUCUUGGCUGAGAAUCAGUAUGCCUGGAGCGACGGGGUCAGUCCAGUCAAGUACACCAACUGGAAUGAGCAUGAGCCCAACAACGUAGGAGGAACGGAACACUGUGUUGCGAUGACUCACAACGUUCUAGUGAGCGGCAAGUGGAACGAUGACGCCUGUCACAAAGAUUACAGCUUCGCCUGCUCCAGGAAGAAAUCAAGCAGCGUCGACCCUCCUCCUCCAACCAAGAACCCCUGCCCGGCCGGCUACAUCUCCUGGUACGAGAACUGCUACAAGCUGGUGGAGACGCCGGCCACCUGGGACGAUGCCGAGGCGGCCUGCCAGAAGGAGGGAGGACACCUGGUCAGCAUCGACAUGAGCUACGACCAGGCCUUCGUCGCUGGAGUGGUGCUGCAGGGAAAAGCCAACGCCUGGAUCGGACUCAGGCGACAGGAGGAUGGCUCCUACAAGUGGACAGAUGGCUGGCCAGUUUUUUUCACUCAGUGGGGACCAGGAGAGCCCAGUAACAUCAAGGACGAGGGCUGCGUGAGCAUGCAGGAACAAUUCUAUUUCCACGGGACCUGGAACGACACCAAGUGUGAAGUAACUAAACCCUACAUCUGCAAGAUCUCCACAGCGAAACCGCCGCCGACUCCCGCCCCUGGUGAUGGGAAAUGUUUGCCAUUCUGGGUCCCCUACGGCCACCACUGCUACUCUGUGUACAACGGUCCGGAGGGCUUCUCUUGGCCGGACGCCCGACAUUACUGCCAGUCGGUCAGGACUGAGCUGGCCUCCAUUCACAGCAGAGCAGAGUUGGAGUUCAUCAGGAACAUGAACUACACCAAAAACCACAACAUCUGGAUCGGCCUCACCAGGGACAGCAACUUUGGCUGGGCCUGGACAGACAAGACGUCUCUGGGCUUCCUCAACUGGGCCCCUGGAGAGCCCAAUGCAGCCUUUCAUCCUGGGGAUGUAGCCGAGGAGAACUGUGUGGAGAUGUACCACGACGGCAACUGGAAUGACAACAACUGCCUGCAGAAGAGAGGCUUUGUUUGCCGCCACCGACAGUACUAUGCAACAGAUGAUGGCAAAAAUCCGAUUUUCCCCACUGAUGGUCCAAGUAGCAACGGCGGGGUGAUAGCCGGCGCCAUCAUUGGAGCCAUCUUGUUUUGCUGCUUGAUAGCUGGAGUGCUGUUCUACCUCUUCCGUGUGCGCGGGUAUAAAAUGAGCAGCUUGAGCUUUCCAACAAGAACAACCAGUAAAGUUGAUGUGCCGGCUUUCACCAACCCCAACUUCGCAGGAGAAUCGGACACAUAA
Messenger RNA from Stegastes partitus (bicolor damselfish), 3564 nucleotides. Its product is annotated as macrophage mannose receptor 1. Bases 37 to 3564 code for a protein of 1175 amino acids. NCBI's taxonomy places the organism in Eukaryota, Metazoa, Chordata, Actinopteri, Pomacentridae. The transcript is spliced from 26 exons. The record is from RefSeq and is a predicted model, not a curated record.